This is a messenger RNA of Selaginella moellendorffii, 2201 nucleotides long. Its product is annotated as rho GTPase-activating protein 1-like. The coding region runs from base 586 to 1986 and encodes 466 amino acids. Gene Ontology annotation, biological process: signal transduction. NCBI's taxonomy places the organism in Eukaryota, Viridiplantae, Streptophyta, Lycopodiopsida, Selaginellales, Selaginellaceae. The record is from RefSeq and is a predicted model, not a curated record. The transcript is spliced from 6 exons. Gene Ontology annotation, molecular function: GTPase activator activity.
GCGCAAGAUUGAAAGAAAAGAGAGAUAGAUGCCGCCGACGAUCCAACAAUGAGUUUCUGCUAGAUGAUGGCGUGGUGUAGAAGCUCCUCCUUCUCGAUUGACUGAUGGAUUGAUCUCACCGCCUUGCUGCGCUCUCUCUUUCUCCCUCUCGCUCUCACAGAAAUCUUUCGCUUUCUUUGAUGUUUUGUGGCUGAUUCAUGGCCGCUGCCGCAAGAAAUCCUCGAUUGAGUGGACCCAGGCCGCUAGAGAUCGAAUCAAUUGCGCCCGGCACCAGGCUUGCUUCCAGAUUCAUCCACCAGUCGAUCGAUUGAUCGCUCGUUCUUCAAAUACUCGCCUCCUUCCCCGCUACCAGGGAGUAGACGAGCAUCGCAAGAAAGAACAGGGGACCCUCCCAUCGCUGUUCUUGCCGAUAUUCUUUCUUUCUUGUUCUUGUUCUUGGAGUUCUUGGUGCUCAAUCCGGGCGCGUUCUAGAGGGUUUUUUCUUUUUCCUUGCGACAAAGACAAGGAAGAAUCGGUGACAUUCCAACAACCAAGCUGGAAAUCCCGGCGGUCGACGGCGUCGGCUCCAGGCCGUGGGCGGGCUACAUGAAGCAGCUGAGAUUGAAAGCCCAGAGCCGGCUCUUCGGCAAGAUCGAUCCCGCCAGCUCCGCGGAUUUCUCCUACGUCGAUCCUCCUCCACCACCUCCAAACUUCGCGGCCGCCAGCUCCUCCGCGAACUACAAUUCCUCGACGCUCUCGGCGGUGCUGGAGAGCGAUCGCCAUGAGAGAAAGGAGGAGGAAGAACAGGGAGAAGGAGAGAUCCAUCGCCAGAAUCAAAGCCACCAGCGGCACGAGAGUAUGUGCAACUUGCUCGACUACGAAGAACACAUCAUGCGGCGGAGAGAUCAAAUGGAUCUCCGGCAAGAGAUCGAGCUCAAAGAUGGCGACCAAGAUCAGCUUCCGGUCAUCGCUCUCAUGCUCACCACGCUCCGCCGCUCGCUUCUCACUUGCGCCACUAUUGACGAUCACGAAGGUGGCGGCUCCGGCAAUGGAAUGGACAUAAGCUGGCCGACCAACGUGAGGCAUGUCACGCACGUCACCUUUGAUCGAUUCAAUGGUUUUCUCGGACUUCCCGUGGAGUUCGAGGUGGAAAUCCCGAGACGAGCUCCCAGCGCCAGUGCGAAUGUUUUCGGUGUUUCUCCCGAGUCCAUGCAGUGCUCGUACGAUUCCAGGGGCAAUAGUGUACCGACCAUUCUGCUCCGGAUGCAAGAUCGGCUUUACAGUCUCGGUGGACUCAAGGCCGAAGGCAUCUUCCGCAUAAAUGCUGAGAACAGCCAUGAAGAGCAUGUGCGUGAGCAACUCAACAAGGGCAUCGUACCAUUUCAUAUUGAUCUCCACUGCCUAGCUGGUCUCAUCAAGGCUUGGUUCCGAGAGCUUCCGACUGGCGUUCUCGACACACUCUCGCCGGAGCAAGUGAUGCAGUGCCACACCGAGGAGCAGUGCGUUGCGGUGGUCAAGCUGCUCCCACCCAUGCAAGCAGCACUUCUCGACUGGGCCAUCAAUCUCAUGGCCGACGUCGCGCAGGAGGAGGCUUUCAACAAGAUGAACGCUCGCAACGUUGGAAUGGUCUUCGCACCAAACAUGACACAGAUGGCAGAUCCGUUGACAGCGCUCAUGCACGCCGUCCAAGUGAUGAAUCUCCUCAAAACGUUGAUCCUCCGGACGAUUCGAGACAGGCAGGAGGUUCUGCUGGAAUCGGGGCCUCCUCUCUCGCUCCAGCCGCCCCCUCGCCGAGACGCCACCAGCGAGUCGAGGGUGGUGGCGAGCUUGAAUCCCGCGAACUCCAACUUAAACUCGAGCUCAAACGCCAGGGGCCGCGAAGAUCACUACGAUGACUACUCCCACUGCGCGAGGUCCCACUCCAAGCAGUCCAGCAUCUCCAAAGCUCGCGGAGGUAGCCUCGUCAAUAGAAUCGAUCAACACGUCGAGAGAGUCGAGGCCUGGUAAGAACAAACAGCAAACGAAUGAACGCUACAAAAGAAGAGACGAACGAACCUUCUCUUCCGGACGAAUAAAAGCUCCCACCAUUCGUGGGAAGCACCAUACAGGUUUUUCAUUUUUUUCUCCUUCUUCGUUUUUUGGCACCUAGCACUGCAAAAGAAAAAAAUAAGUAAAAAAGAUUGUCGUUUUUGACAGGAUCAACAAAAAGCUUACUUGUUUAA